This is a messenger RNA of Cylicostephanus goldi, 696 nucleotides long. The record is from the annotation of a GenBank genome assembly. Lineage: Eukaryota; Metazoa; Nematoda; Chromadorea; Rhabditida; Strongylidae.
AUGAAUAAGAUGCUCACUCUUAUCUUGCCGAGAGAAACACUUCGCAAAGUAAUUGUAUUCCAGCCAAACUUUGACGAAUCGCUGGAUUACGAAGACAACUACGAAAGUUCAAGUGCAGCGGAGGAAUGCGCACAGAUUGAACCAGAAGAAUUCACACCCUAUAUCAGUCCAAGCCCUAGUGCUGAAACAUUGGAGACGGCGGCAAUUGUUGAAGAGCCGAAUAAUCCUCUGGAAAAAUCCCUUGAAGUGCAAGACGAAGACGAAGGUGAUCAGGAUAUGGAGGAGAACGGAAAUAGUGUAGUAAUUGUCGAGACAGAGGAAGAGGCGAUGGAAGAAGAGAACGCUCCAGAAGAGCCUAUGGUGCCAGAAAAGGAGAGACAAAAACAGAGUCAGGAGGCGCUUGCGAACCCUAUUGUAGAACUCGCAGAAGAUCAGAUCGACGAGCAAAGUGUGGAGCAGCAAGAUGAAGAUGAGGGAAUAGAAGACUAUGAUGGUGAAGAUGUUAGUGUGCCGAAAAUCGUAUCUGUGGUUGAAGAGCAGCAGGAAGAGGAAGAAGCAGCGGACACCAGGGGACCUGUAGUUUUGAUAUCAGAGCAACGAGAUGAAGGCGAAGAGCUAGAGCCGGUUACCUCUGAGCGAUUGAGCUUUAUUGAGCAAGAAGAACAAGAUGAAGAAGAGGAGUAUCCAGAGAGUACA